This is a messenger RNA of Linum tenue, 375 nucleotides long. Lineage: Eukaryota; Viridiplantae; Streptophyta; Magnoliopsida; Malpighiales; Linaceae. The record is from the annotation of a GenBank genome assembly.
AUGAUACUCGACGUCCCCGGGCUGACGAGGGACGAGGUGAGGAUCGAGGUUGAGAACUGGGUGCUCAGGGUCAGCGGCGAGAGGAAGCGGGAGGACGCCGAGAUGAGGACGAAGAAGAGAUCAGGAGAAAUGAUGAGGUUGCAGUGGCAUCGGGUGGAGAGGUCGCACGGCAAGUUCUGGAGGCAGUUCAGGAUGCCGGAGAAUGCUGACCUGUCCUCCCUCAGGGCCAAGCUGGCAAACGGGGUCCUCACGAUCACGUACGCCAAGCUGUCUCCCGACAUGAUGGAAGAGAGAAAGACUGUCGGUAUUGAUGGUGCCGGCGGAGGAGAUUCGGCCGCGGCGGUGCCGAGAUACAGGGUCAAGCCGGAGCUGUGA